Messenger RNA from Lytechinus pictus (painted urchin), 2662 nucleotides. RefSeq names its product protein rolling stone-like. NCBI's taxonomy places the organism in Eukaryota, Metazoa, Echinodermata, Echinoidea, Temnopleuroida, Toxopneustidae. Bases 849 to 1679 code for a protein of 276 amino acids. The transcript is spliced from 3 exons. The record is from RefSeq and is a predicted model, not a curated record. Gene Ontology annotation, cellular component: membrane.
GGUUGUGAUCCAUUUCAUGAUACACUGACAGGUCCUAGCUAAAAGCGGUGCAUCUUUUUGUGAACACAUUGCAGUGCAAUUUUUGUACAGUGAGUGCCAGAAAUAAGGCCGAUAGGUUAUAUAAUAUUACAUAAUCGUGUAUCUCUCUCGAGCAUCUUUGAGAUAUCACAGACCUGCAUGAACGCUCUAGCUCUAUGUAUAUAUACGGGAGGUAUUAUUAUAUUGGAUACAGCAUUCCCUAGCUUUGAUCGCUGCGAAGAUUCUGAUCAUCGGUUCCUUCAAAUUUUCAAUACCUUAAUACAACCUGCACACUGGUACAUACACUCGGUUACGAGUUCUCUCAUUCUUUAUUUACUAUUUCAAAAUCAUCAGUGGAUGGAUAUCCAAUAUGAAUAUAUCUCGCAGAGUAGGAUCCGAAGUAUGAUCUAUAGGCGUAGAAUGCAGAAGAGGUGAAUUGCAGAUUCAUUGAAAGUUGUGAUCCUUCCUAUAUGCCAUUACCAUUCGCGAAUUAAUUUCGUAAAUGGUCGAGAUGGCUACGUGACCACUUUCUCUAUCGAACCGAUGUCGACAGCGCCAAAUAUAUUCUUCGUCUACUAUCCAUUGACUUUUACAUGAAAGGAUCUACCAUCCAAUAUACAUGCAUGUAUAAUGGGUUUGUGUUUCACGGACGUAGUAAUGGAUAAUUUCAUUUGAAAUGUUUGACUUGGGAGGUACUGAUCUGAUUAGCAGUUAAUCUUCAUCACCCUUGAUCUUCAUCGUUGUAACCCCAAUUUGAGCAUUACUACAUUAAUUAUUAUGCACGUAUAGUGCCAAGAUAGACUUGAUUAAUAUAUAUCCAAUUGAACAACAUGAAUGAAGAGGAAGCAUCAAGAAAAUGGUACUCAGUCCGGAAGGAUGAUUUCAAGUUAACGUGUGAUUGUAUUGAUGAGGUUUUAAAACAACAUGGUCGUAUUCCUUUCAUCAUUUACGCUAUCUACCGUUUGGUUUUGGCUCUAUACUUCUUCACAUUCCUUAUCUUCUUUGGCGUAAGCAGUGCCGAAUUUCUUGGAGUCAAAUUCCUCAUCUACCUGACCGAUUGGACGUACAUAUUAGCGACACUUUAUCUUAUAGUUGCUUGUUUCAACACCAUCGCGACCACGAGCUGUUACUGCAUUGGUGGCUGCAUAGGAAAGGGCGUUGUAAGGAAUCAGUUUCAGUGGCUCCUGCUUAACAUAUCCGCGACGGUAUCCAUGAUUGUCACCGUCGUCUACUGGACAGCACUCCGCCCUUUCAUGAACGAAAAACUCCCAAUCUAUCUCGACAUCACCAUCCAUCUCUUACCCGCCAUCAUUUGCCUCGUCGACAUCCUCCUAACUACUGUUAUCGUCCGCUUCGUCCAUGUCGUAUACCCGUUCGUCUACCUCUUCAUCUACCUCCUCUUUGCCGUGAUUUACUGGGCGGCAGGUGGAACAGAUCCCGCUGGAAAUCCCUUUAUAUACCCUAUCAUUGACUUUGGAAAUUAUCCCGGGAUCGCCGUAGCGUCAGUAUUCGGGGUUUGUUUGGCAACGUUACUGGCACAGGCGGCGUUGAAGGGUUUAUACGCGUUGCGCCAUCGUUAUAUUGACGAACUUAGACUAACUGGAACAAUAUCUCAUCACAGUCAUGAAGUGUUAGAAGUUCAGCUUGAAGAUCAAAGCUGAAGUAAACAAAUCCGUAAACCCUAACUGAUAUCAAACAAUAAUUAAUCUUCGAGAAUGCAAGUCAUCUUACAUAUAUUUUUAAUGAAUUUACAUAAUGGAGUACAACCUUGCAUUCUGCACGUUUAACGUUACAUAAUUAUACAUGUAGUAUGUAAUUCGAAAGUCUGAAAAGCACGAGCUGUUUUUCAUAAAUGAAAAUACAGCGUUUAAAACGGAAAUAAUGAAGAUUAUUCAGUCUGCGUAAAAAAAAAUAUCACCAGAACUCAUUGUGAAGUUAAAUUGACAACGCUUCGUUAGAAUGAGACGGGAUGAAAGGGUUAUUGACUCUUAUUCCUGCUGUUGCUGUUGCUGCUGCUGAUGAUAAUAUAAUGAUGAUGAUUUUUUAGAUAAUGAGGAUGAUAAGGAUAAUGGCGUCGAUAUGAUAAAGACAAUAAUGAUGACGAUGGUGGUGGUGGUGGUGGUGGUGAUGAUGAUGAUGAUGAUGGUGGUGGUGGUAGUGAUGAUGGAUGAUGAUGAUCAAUGGCAUACCGUGGGUCACGGCAUUGGUCAGGCACAAGCAAAAAUUUUAAGUCACUUAGUGGACGCGCAAAGCGCGCUCAAUUGCCAGGUAAACUGACCUAAUAUAGACAUUUUAAGGACUGUCCCAUUAAACGGAUAUGUACCUCACUGAUCAAAUAAUGCAAGCGCGAAGCACAAACUGAAAAUUCUCCACUUGCCAUAGGUCAAAACUAGUUUUCGGCUAAAUACAUUUGUUUAUACAGGGCCAAAAUUAUGGAACUCCCUUCCUUCUUCAUUGAAGCAAUCAGUUAGCCUUAGUGUUUUUAGAAACAAGUUAAAUACCGAUUUACUGAAGAAAUACUUAAAUCAGUAAACGAAUGCCUGCUUGUUAUAUCUCGUCUAACUUUAUAAAUUGUGAAAUUGUGUUCAAAAUUUAGAAUAACUCAUUAGCUGUGAUUAAAAAUUUGAAACAUUAUUCAAAAUCA